CCCGUUCAGCCAAUCACGUGGCACGCUGUCUCUGAGGUCACUUCCCGUCAGCGCGCAGGGUUUGGUUGCUCCGCCAUCUUGGAUGUGGCUAGCGGAGCGGCUAGCAGAGAGUCUCCGGAGAGACUGAGCCGAACCGAACCGGGACCAUCUCAACGAGCCGAGACGCGCCGGACACCAGCACACAGACCCGGACCCGCUCUGCUCUGGAGUCACAGACAGCCGGUCCCGCCGGGCAGCCAGCGACAUAUCCGGCUAACUUAGCCCGCAAAGAGGAACUGUUGCUCGGCUGCACUCCGGGUCCAUGUCCGGUACAAACUGCCGGAAAACAAGCCGAGCUGCGCCGCGCCGGGCCGGGUAACGCUCCGGUCCUGCUGCCCGGGCUGGAACCAGGGAUGUCGGCUGAUAUCCUGCUCAGAUAAGUCCGACCUGAAGUCACCGCAGCCCGCAGAAGUUCAGGCAGGUGUUCCGGGGCGGACCAGCGGCUUCAUGCCCGGACCUGCCUCACUCUGACCCGGGUAACAUGUCCGCCAGGACCCCGCUGCCCACCGUCAGCGAGCGGGACGCAGAGAGUCAUGCCUCAGUGGACGAUGGCCGUGUUAACACAUCGUCCCGCUCCGCCCGCGGUAAAAACUCCUCGUCGUCCGCCGCGGACGAGACGCCGCACGUCGGAAACUACCGGCUGCUGAAAACCAUCGGGAAGGGAAACUUCGCUAAAGUGAAGCUAGCGCGACACAUCCAGACAGGAAGAGAGGUGGCGAUCAAGAUCAUUGAUAAGACUCAGCUGAACCCGACCAGCCUGCAGAAGCUCUUCAGAGAGGUCAGAAUAAUGAAGAUCUUAAAUCAUCCAAAUAUUGUGAAGCUGUUUGAGGUGAUCGAGACAGAGAAGACUCUGUAUCUGGUGAUGGAGUACGCCAGUGGAGGUGAGGUGUUUGACUACCUCGUAGCUCAUGGGAGGAUGAAGGAGAAGGAGGCCAGAGCUAAAUUUAGACAGAUCGUGUCGGCGGUUCAGUACUGUCACCAGAGACACAUCGUCCACCGAGACCUGAAGGCAGAGAACCUCCUCCUGGAUGCAGACAUGAAUAUUAAAAUCGCAGACUUCGGCUUCAGUAACGAGUUCACUGUCGGUGGGAAACUGGACACUUUCUGUGGUUCUCCUCCGUACGCAGCACCUGAGCUCUUCCAGGGUAAGAAGUACGACGGUCCGGAGGUGGACGUGUGGAGUCUGGGAGUGAUUCUCUACACGCUGGUCAGUGGCUCUCUGCCGUUUGACGGACAGAACCUGAAGGAGCUGAGAGAGCGAGUGCUGCGUGGUAAAUAUCGAAUUCCCUUCUACAUGUCGACCGAUUGUGAAAACCUGCUGAAACGUUUCCUGGUGCUGAACCCGGGAAAACGAGGAACUCUGGAGCAAAUCAUGAAGGAUCGCUGGAUCAACGCCGGCUAUGACGAAGAGACCCUGAAGCCCUUCCUGGAGCCGGAGCAGGACAUCAGAGACCAGAAGAGGAUCGACGUGAUGGUGGGGAUGGGUUACUCCAGAGAGAAGAUCAAUGAUUCGCUCACUAAGAUGAAGUACGAUGACAUCACCGCCACCUACCUGCUGCUGGGACGCAAGUCAGCCGAGGUUGAGGCUCGUCCGCCCGGCAGCAGCCCGUCUCCGGCGCACCUCCUCGCCCAGCGCUCCUCCUCCUCCUCUAAACAGAGGAGGUGCAGCGACCAAGGUUCCUCGGCCGGCCCCCCCAGGAGGACUCAGACGGCAGCGGAGGAGGUGAAGAAGGAGGUCGGAGGUCACAGUAGGAGGUCCAGUCCGGUGGAGGGGGGCAGUCCACUUCUUGCGAACGCCAACAACCCCAACAUGGCCGACAUCCCCGAGCGGAGGAAGAAGUCAUCAACGCCCACCGGUGGGUCCAGCAUGACGAGGAGGAACACGUAUGUUUGCAGCGAGAGGAACUCUGCAGUCCAGAACGGGAAGGAGUCCAGCGCGACAACCACGCCCACGCAGAGGUCGGUGGGCGGAGCCUCUACCCACAGCGUGAGCGGUGGAGCCACGCCCCCGGACCGGCUGCGGUUCCCUCGUGGGACGGCGAGUCGCAGCACGUUCCACGGCGGCCAGCUGAGAGAACGCCGCUCCGCCACCUACAAUGGCUCACAUGACCAAUCACGGACCAGAGGGGCCAACUACCUGUUCUCCAAACUCACCUCCAGACUCAGCCGCAGUCGUCCGGUGUCCGAUCAGAGGGAGGAGCCUGCGUCUCCUGCACCUCCUCAGCUGAAGGAGUCGAAGCCUCGCUCCCUGCGCUUCACCUGGAGCAUGAAGACCACGUCGUCUCUGGAGCCGGCGGACAUGAUGAAGGAGAUCAGGAAAGUUCUGGACGCCAACAACUGCGACUACGAGCAGCGCGAGCACUUCCUGCUGCUCUGCGUCCACGGCGACGGGCAUGCCGACAGCCUCGUCCAAUGGGAGAUGGAGGUGUGCAAACUGCCCCGCCUCUCGCUCAACGGCGUCCGCUUCAAACGGAUCUCAGGGACGUCCAUCGCCUUUAAGAACAUCGCAUCCAAGAUCGCUGACGAACUCAAGCUGUAGAGAGAGAGAGACGGGUGGAGAGAGAGAGACGGGAUGAGAGAGAGACGGGUGGAGAGAGAGAGAGAGACGG
Thunnus maccoyii (southern bluefin tuna) is the source of this 2648-nucleotide messenger RNA. Its product is annotated as MAP/microtubule affinity-regulating kinase 3-like. Bases 521 to 2578 code for a protein of 685 amino acids. NCBI's taxonomy places the organism in Eukaryota, Metazoa, Chordata, Actinopteri, Scombriformes, Scombridae. Gene Ontology annotation, cellular component: cytoplasm; plasma membrane. Gene Ontology annotation, molecular function: protein serine/threonine kinase activity; ATP binding. Gene Ontology annotation, biological process: intracellular signal transduction; protein phosphorylation. The record is from RefSeq and is a predicted model, not a curated record. The transcript is spliced from 17 exons.